UUUGCGCGUAGCCGAGUGCCUAGAUAAAUACGUCCUCGAUGUGUGAUAGAUAGUUGUUAUCGGCCCGCUACUUGUGCGGCUUGACUAAACAAUGUUAAUCAGUACUAUGUCGUGUGGCAGGCGCUUCGUUUGCUCAAUUAACGUGUGAUAAUAGACGGUAUGAGUGUUUAAGCCGUUGAUAGUGUUAACCAUGACUCGGUCCAGCUACCGACCCCUGGUGCCCCGGUCUUCAAACAACUCCCUGGACAACCGCGAGACCGGGACAACGUCACCUCCAGGCGAGCCCCUAGUCCGAGCCCCUGUGGGCAAGCCAAGAUGUCCGCCCGCCAUCUCGAGACUGCGCGUCGAGAAAGUUGAGGGCGGCCUGGCGGUGGCAGGCGUCGUGGUCGCCGCCAACUGCCAAAUCGUCCUACCCAUAUUCGGCUUCCUCUUCAUGCUGGUGGGAUGCGUGCUUACUGCUACGUCGUAUCGUGUCCGUGGGGAGAAUGAAGAGCAGGAUCAUUAUCAAGAGCGGAUUGCAUUUACGGGAAACUCUCGGGUGCUCGGCCCCGUUUGCAUAGUCGCCGGUGCACUUAUGACAAUUGCUGGUAUCGUGUUAUGCAUACUGAUGCGUGCCGCACAGCGACGUCAAAGGAGACUGGCAUUCCACUGCCCCAUUCACGGCGACUUCUAUCCCUUGAGCCCACAAAAUAGCAGAAAAUAUUCCCGUAAUCCUAGCGGUAUAUUGCGUGGUAUACGCAGUUGGCUCGGGCUGGUGGAGGACGGUGAAUCCCCACGCUGUCCGCGCUCCGUGGAGCCUGCAUCGCCCGCCCGCGCUGACGCACCCUGCCCGCCGCCUUUACCUUUCCUUGUGCCAUCUGACUCCGUCGUUGGUAUGGCGUCAGUUUUAGGAGCUCCGCUAAGCCCUGAAGCAACAUUUGGAUCUAUCAAGUCUCUCGCCAUAUCCAGAGAAGUGGCAAGCUUCCCUCUUUCACGGUCUCCAACUCCACCCCCUAUGAGUUGUCCACCGUUCAAAGAAGAGCCCAUGAUCCAGAACAACAUCCCGAAUGCUGUGACUCGCUCGGACUUAGACUGUGGGUCGCCGACGUGUAACUACAGAGUUGUCGAGUGUAAGCUGACGACGACCGACGAGAUAUGCCGCGCCCCCGUGCAUGCCAGCGUCCACAAGGCCUCAGAUCGCACCAGACCAGCCACAGUAUCCAUCACGAUACCUAACGAAGGAAAGGGCUAACCGAUCUCAAAGGACUGAAAUCAUUAGAUAAUUAUAUAAUUAUUAUGUUUGAUGAGGAAAGUGUGAACUAAUUUUGAUAAUUAGGAUGAUUGGGCGAGGUCAUAUUGAACCCGUCUAAUCGAGGCAUGUUGUAGAGUUGUAGACGGAACCGAGUACGAUGUAAUUUUUUCCAUUAAGCCAUUACCUUUGCAUAUUGAUUUUAAUGUUAGCUCAAAUAAUCACGUCUGUCUUCCGUUAGUAGCACCAUCUGACGAAUUGUCACACUUACUGAAAAUAAAAUUCACUCUAUCACUACUUAUAUACGUGUUAAUAACUAAGUACUAAAGUAAACCCACUUCUGAUUAUAUUGUGUAAUAUUUUUUGAACCUACCUAAAUAUAAGUUAUAGCCAUACGUCGGACUCCAGCGGGCAUUUUCGUGGCAUGUCAGAAUGAUAGGUAAGGUUCGCAAAUCAAUCAAUUCACUUUCGAGUACUUGUACUUAGUAUUUGGUACCUUGUAUUUAUAAUGUGAAAUUCCAAAUAGGUAUCAUAGCAACUAACUGCGUUUUUUAUAAACGUACUUGGACUACACAAGUCAAAAUGGUGAAAAAGUUCGUUUGGCUUUAUCCGUCACUCAGACAAUUGCAGCUGUGAGAAAGGAACAAAACAAAUGAGUUAACUGGGCAUGUCAAGUUCUAUGAACACGGCUGUGUUACAAAUACUAGGUACAUUAUAAUACUCGUAAGUUAAGAUUUUUUUGUAAACCUUACCUUGCCCUCAAACUGCCCCCUAUAGUCCGACGUAUGGUUAUAGCACAGACGCAAAGUAUGUAAUUAUUGUUAACCUAUGCUCAGAAUGAUUACUCAAUCAGUUUAACAAAUGUCUCAAUUGUUAUCGUACUUUAUUUGCUCUAUGUAUAGCAAUAUGUUCCGCCAAAUAUCGUAUGUAAGAAAUGGAUGUGAAUAAGAGAUCGAGAUCAAUUCAGGAAUGUGAAUAAAUGUUAUAACAAAUUAAAGUUAUUUGAAAUUAGUUUAUGUCAUAAAAUUGCUACCUAUUUUAAUUUAAUUGACAAAUUAUUCCUAAUUCAAAAUUGUUUAUAACGUCAUAAUACUCAUAAUAUGUAUGUGAGUAUUAUGUACGGUGUGUAUUGUAUUGUGUGAAAUGCUCAUAUGUAUAUGUAUAUGUGUCUUAGUCGUAAAAAUAGUAUGCUUGUUUUCCACCUUAGAUUUGUAUUCGAUGAAAUUAUUCUCAUAACAUGAGUGCAGAAAAGAAGCAGAACAAGAAUGGUGUUAAAGCAGCCUACUGAUCCUGAUAAUGAUUUUGUUAACAUGAAAAUGCCCAACAAAAGCGGGUACUUGAAAUAGUUUUUAAUACCUACCUUAGCUAUCAAUAUAUUAUCGUAUUGCAGAAAUAACAAAAAAACAUGCAAAUUUUUAGUAAUUCCUAUAACGUAUUUUCUUUCUUAUAGGAAUGGUUUUGCUAUUUGCUAUAUGUUACUUAUCUCAUAAACCAAAAAAACUUAAAUGCAUCAUUAAAUUCAUUAAUCAUUAAUUUUCGACUAAGGUACUGACAGUAUAGUUCGCUCAGUGUCAUUUGUAACGUGUAGAAGUUUUUUCUUUGAUUUCUUUGUACGUAUCUUGGUAACUAUUUAAGAAAUUAAGUUAAGAUAAGUAGGUACAUUCAUACUUCAUACAAAACACAUAUUACCCCUAGUCGUAGUUCCGAAAUGUGAUAUUUUUUCGUCUAUAAUGUUUUCAUACAACACGUCAGUUUUAGGGUAUUUCGCCAGUAACUGGCCACCUGUUACUGGCGUAUUAGCCUAAAUUUAUUUUAUAAAUCAAGAAAAUUAACAACCUACUUAUGUAUAACAUACAUUCUUCAGUUAUCAUUAUUUUGGUGAAAUUGCCAAAAGAAGUUGCCAAAAUUCACAAUACAUUGCGUUGUUUUUUAACCGAUCACCAUCAAAUGUUUGGUAAUGAUAAUUUAUGCAAUAUGUUCAUAAAAAUGUUUUAGCAUCACACUCAACCAUGCUCACAAAAGACAUAUUAAGUAGGAUGCAAAAAGUGUAGUCCAGGUGUAUAGUUAGGUAUUACUCGUAGACUCUAACAAGUAACAUGAUUUUUGUGAUGAAGGCAUUUAUUGGCCAAGUUGUUCGAAAUCGUAAGGAAUGUAAUUUUUAUAAUCCUUAGGUAAGUGCCACGCCUAAGUAACCUAUUAUUAUUGUAUACUUAAUUAAGCUAUUUAAUUUUGUUAUAAUCGUAAGGACAACGUGAAAAUACAAUUUUGAAGUUAAA
Messenger RNA from Cydia fagiglandana, 3504 nucleotides. RefSeq lists its product as uncharacterized. The coding region runs from base 191 to 1231 and encodes 346 amino acids. The transcript has 7 exons. The record is from RefSeq and is a predicted model, not a curated record. Lineage: Eukaryota; Metazoa; Arthropoda; Insecta; Lepidoptera; Tortricidae.